UGUGUCCGGGAAUGGAUUCAAUCGUUUUGAUCCGAAAUAUAUUAGUAUCGGACCAAAGGCUAUCAGAGGACAGAUGGGCAUGAGUGCUGCUGCUGCUGCGGCCAGCAAAUGUGCAACAUUGAGGCAGGGUGGUCGGUAUGGGGGUAGUUUGGGUGGGACUACAAAGCCAAGUUCUAGUCCUAGUCCGAAUUUGAAGACCGCUCAACCGCCAACAGUGGCUACUGUGUCAAAAGAUUAUACCAAUUCCUACUCGAGCUCAACGAUGUCUUUUAAUGCUGCAAGUCUCAAAAAGAGCAAUGUGCCCAAUGGCGGGGCUUCAGGGGGUGAAAGGAAGGAAGAGGGGAAGCAGCAAUUGUCUGUGUACAGCAUCGAUACAUCAUACCAUCGUCAACCAACUAGCGGAAAGUCCCAGGAAACUAGUACCAAAGGUAUUUCAAUUCUCAAUCAGCCACUGCCAGAGAUUCCGCAGCAGGCAAUGAAGAUUAGUGAACCCAAAAACCUCCAGCAACCCCUCUGUGCGGCCAAUUUAAAUCAAUACCGGUCGCUACAGCGUCCGGGAAUGCAUCAGAAAUCAUCAUUUGCCAGUCAACCGGCACCGCAGCAGAGUGUACCGCUCAAGAGCUCAAUGAAGCAACCCCAGACUCAAUCAGCUCCACCAAAAGUCGUUCCACCGCAGUUGCCGCCGAAGAAUCGGCAUAAGGACAUUGAUGGUCAGAGUAGGAGUCAACAAAGGCAGGCAAUGAUGCAGCAGCAAGGUAAGGGUCAAAAUUUCAGUACACUCCAGUACCCCAGUAAACAUCAACAGAGCAGCAGUACCCAUACGACAUUUGGGUAUGACAAUAAAUCCCGGGGAGAUUCUGGGGGAAGUGGAGGAGGUGGAGGGGGAGGAGGAUAUCAUGGAUAUCAGCAGCAUAGUCUGCCGGAAAAGAAGCAUUCGCAGCAUCAGCAGCAGCAAUAUGAAAGUUCACGUAUGACAUCUUUCCAUGGGGGUCCAGAUCCAUCUUGUGGAUAUCCCAUGAAGGUGUCCAAAUCCCAUCAGCAGGGUUAUCAAACUAUGCCACAUCAGCCAAAGCAUCAGCAGCAGUAUCAGCCUAGCAAGUCCCAUGGGCACCAUUCCCAGGCACAGCCAAGUAAACAAAGCAAACGAGAUGAUCCACCAGUUUACUAUCGAUCCCUACAGCGUGGUGGUCAGAAUCCAGCUGGGGGAGCCCACAAUGAUCUCUAUUCGGUAACGGAACUUUGAAGAUUUUCCUUGCCCACGGAAUAAGAAAAAAAUUGCAGUCAAUCGGACAACAAUGUAGAAGUGAAAUAACUUAAAAAGGAUUGUAUUCGACGAAAAAUGAUUAUUAUUAUAGAGAAUGUAGCAACAGUGAUGUUGAUUGGCGGAGGUAGGAGGAAUAAAAUAAAUAUUUAAUUCAAAAAUAGAAUUCCUCAUUGUAAAUAUAAUGAACUUUUAGUGAAUGAAAGGAGAAAAGGGAGGCGCAUUGUCUUUUUCAGGUCAAUUUCGACUAAUUAAGUUGAGUGUGUUUUUUUUUCCUUUUUUGUUUGUAAAAAGCUGCAUACUAAUAUUAAAAAAAAGCCACAACAUUGCACACGAUUCCAAAUAACAAAAGAGUUCCACAAAUGAAAGGAAAUUCAAUUAUCGAUAAUUUUUAAUUAGAUUUUGUAUUAUUGGUGUAUCAUCCGGGAAUAUAAAAGACAUUUUAUUUUCUGUUCGAUUGUUUGAUGGUGUUUCAUAUAUAUAUUUUUUAAAUACUUAGAGUGUCUAUCAACAUUUUUGUUGAUGGUAAAUUUAAAGAAAAAAAAAGAGUUUUUAUAUAGAAAAAAUUGAAUCUUAUGUAAAGAUUUGUAAACUAAGUUUAGAAUAAUUUGUAUUAUUCAGGGAUUAAGAGCACUGUAUGGAUGGUAUUUUACUAUAGACACACUAUUAAUAAGAAUAUACAAUUUGAAAGAAGAAAAAAAAAAGAAAUAAUAGUUGAAUUGAGUAAAUUCGUUGUGUGAUGAAAAAAAAAUGGUAGAAUGAAUGUUAAUUGAAACAUUUUAACUUGUAUUUAUAUAUUUGAGAAGAGAAAGUUUUUCUUAUUGCAUUUUAAUGACGGUAAAAUGAUAAAAUGAAAAUAAAGUUGAAGGGAGAAUUUAGAACUAAAUAAACAUACAAAAUAGUCUGAAUUAGCGUUAGAUGAGGAGGUGAAAAAAUAAUCUUAAAAAAAAAACAAAUCUUUCAAAUAAUAUGAAAAGAAGGAAAAAAAAGUUCAUAAAUUUAAAGAAAGAAAUUUAGAAUAUAAAUUGAGAAAAUAAAAAUCAGCGAGAUUUGACUUUUUUUGUAAGCAUUUUUAAACUUGUUAAUAUUUAUUUUAGGAAGGAGAAAUAUUAUUUAAAAAGAAAAAUAAGAAAUAAAUAGAUUUAUAAAAGAAAAACAGAUCAAAAAUAUGUAAUUUACAGUGAAAUAUUCAUCAAAAACAAAUCAACAUGAGAUAAAAAGGUGCCAUUUUUUCUUUUUGGUUACAAGAAUUUUUUUUUAAUAUUUUUAUUUUUAUUUUUUUAUGUUUUGAGGAAAUUCAAAUAUUCUAUGGUCCAUUUUAAAUGAAGUAUAAUAAGUACACCGAUAAAUCAUAACACUCUGAAAUGGGAACAUUUUUUCUAUAUUUACAGUGUAUUAAUUUAUUGUGCGCCAAGAAAAAAAACGGAUAAUUGAUAAGUAUUCUGUAACUACAAUAUGUAAUUUGUAUCAUAAUAAUUAUUUUGAUAAGAUUAGCACAAAAAAUAAAAAAAAAACUUUGUAUAAAACAGAACUGUUACCGUCUCGAAAAUUUUGCCGUUUGCGCUGACGAUGUAAAAACAAAUUUAAUAAAAAUAAAAUGCAUAUUCUUUCCAACAAUAAAUUAUUUAUGCACCAAAACUUCUAACUAUUAAAAAACACGCCAAAGAAAAUCAAAUUGAGGGAAAUAACUUUUUUUUGGGAACUACUUGUCCGUAAUUUUUUUCUAUAUUUUGCAGGAAGGUAGUGUUGAACCUCUUCAGUAAUCUGCACUAAAGAUUAAUAAAGGAUGCCUCUUGUAACAGAUAUAACUAACAAAAAUUAAAGCCUAUCAUUUAAUAAUUUAAAAUGAUACAAGAAAAAGAUGGCAAAGCGUCCCGGCUUUGCAGAAGGCUCGAACUCAAAACAGAGAUCUCCGUGAAUUAGUUUUUCGCAUGAUCUUUUGGUGCUUACUGAUCUACUAGCGAUUAAUUUGUUUCAUAAAUCACAAAAGCAUUUCAGAAUCGAAAAUUCGUAAAGAAAUGAUCAUUCUAGAAUGUUCUGGCAUGUUUUUGACAUUUCAAUGAGAGUCAGGAGAUCUAGGAUCUAGUCAUCUCGCUCAUUCUCAUGGUAAAUUUUAAAAACAUGUUUAUAAACUGAAGUUAUUGUGCAUUGGUCAUUACAAGAACAAGCACAAACAAAAAAUGUAAAUACGAGAAAGAUAAUUGAUUUACGGAUACUUAACCGAUUCAUUACUGAUUUCGAGACCUUUCCAAAAAAUCCAAAUUUAUGCAAAUCGGUUGAAACAGGGGCACAUCAAGCCUAAUAAAAGAGAAGCUAUUUUUUAGUUUUCCUUGUAAAAAUUUUGCAGAUAUGGCACCCUGACUUAAACAAAUUUGCUCAUAAUUCUUCUAUUAUUUCGGCGAACAUUAUGAAAUAAGUAUUUUUAGAUUGCUUUUAAUGCACGAUUUCGAAAUAUAUCAGACUGAUAAGUCAAUUCUCUUUCGUAAAAAACUAGCCAAUAGUCUUCAAUGCAUCUAUGCAAAAGAGCGGUUAAACUUUGACCUUCAAAAAUCCAAGAUGGCGAUAUUUGGACGAAAUGUCCACCUGGACGAAAUAAACCAAAAAAGAUGGUUUUACACAGGGAAUCGAAGGGGAUGGAGAAAUAAUAAGAAACAUAUUAAUGAUCAUUGGAUUGACUUACGGAGGGGUCACGGAAGACCGAAAGCUCGUAUCUCUUACCGUUUAACCUCUAGAUUAGUAACAAGUUUACGGGCAGAAAAAAGGGAUAUUUAAACAAAAAUAGGUUUUUUACGGGUAGGGGGAGAUGGAGCACUUUGAAAGUGGAGCACCUUUAAAAUUAGGAUAUUUAACCUAUUUUUAAAUAAAAUUGAGCCUUAACGUGAUAUAAUUUAGGUGCACAAACAGAAUGAGAAGCUAAAUUACAUUAUGAUAUGGCUCAGUUCCACUUAAACAUAGGAGAAAAAUACCAAUUUCAAAGGUGCUGCACUUCCCCCUACGUUAAUAUUAAUUGCAGUCAGAUUGGAAAUUUCAAGACCUUUCCAAAAAAAUCCAAAUUUAAUCAAAUCGAUUGAGAAAUAGGCCCUCCAGAGUGGCUAAACUUUGAUCUCUAAAAAUUUAAGAUGGCGAUUUUUUAGGCAAUAGGUAAUGUUUGGACGAAAUAUUCACCUAGAUGACCUCCAAAACAUAUCCAAAAAUAAAAGAAAUUGUAAGAGCCGCUUUCGAAAUGAACCAAAAAACAUGAUUUUGAAGCUUUUGAAGGGUAUGGAGAGGUUGGGGGAAAAAGAAAAAUACGUCUGGAGAUAAUGGUUUUUUUAUUGGGGGUCACUGAAAACCAGAACGUGAUAUCUUUUACCGUUUAAACUCCAUGAUGGUGACAUUUUGAAAAAGAAGUCGAUAAUAACUACUCUGUCUUUGAGUUCGAGCAGUAAUAAUUCUAUUUAUAACAUAGGUAUACAGCAAAGCUCAUUACUGAAAAGUAAUUUUUACAUUUCUUUUUAUUUGCAAAAAAAAAAACAACUUUGUGGUGCAAAAGCGUUGUAUUCCAUAAUAAUUCCUCUAUCAGAAUUGCAAAUGUAGAAACAUUAAAUUGAAUUUUUCAUAUCUGUUAAAGAGGGCGUGUCCUAAAAUUAUUCUUUGGUAGAGCUUUCUCAGGACACACGACACUGCCUUUAAUUGCAAAAAAACUAUAAUUGAAAAAUUAUGGUGAAGUGAGACAAUUCCAUUUUUCUUUAUAACGUUAAACAUCCGUCAGAAAACAUGAUUUAUGCUUUAGCAAUAUAUUGUAGAAAAUAAGAUUUGAAAGAAAAAACUAAAAUAUAAAAAAUUUACCAUCUCAAUUAUUUAAUAAAUCAAUGGACUGCAAUUUUUAUACAAAUUACUUUUUUAAUUUAUAACGACGGAAUUUAUUAAAAAAAAUGAUGUUUUAUUACAAACUUGUGGGGAAACGGAGAUGAAAAAAUAAACCAUAAAAAAUCGAGCUCAAUUAUUUCGAACAAAAGAAUACAUUUUAAAUGUUGAAAAAAAUAAUGAACGUAGAGUCAAAAUGAAGUAAAAAAAAUUGAGAAUAUUUUGAAAGACUUAGAGAACUAAUAAAAACCACUAACGAGAAAAAUAUUGUUAUGUAAUGUAAUAAAGACAUGUUGUGUAGUCCUUAAGAAUAAUAUUCUAAUCGACUUUUCUUCUCAAUUUACAAAUGAAUCUUCAUUUUGACAGCCCCUGCGAGUGGAAGCUAAAGGAGAUAAUAGAUAGAUCCUUUUUCCCUCACUUCUUGAUGAUAUAUUAAAAUACCAGUGAAAAAAUAAAUUACUAGAGAAAAAAAAAACAAAAAAAUAAUUAGAAUGAUUUUAUCUCUUGACUUGCAUAAAAGAAAAAUCAAGAAUAAAAUUCUGGCGAAGGAAUAGAGAGUAAAAAGAAAAUAAAAACGUAAGAGUCAGUAAGUUUCAGUAUUAUUGAGAUUAUUGACUUGAAAAUAUUCAUAUAAAAAUUGAAUAGUGUUACAUUAACAGUGAAAAAAAAUGAAGAAGAAACCCAUAUGAAAUUGAUAAAAAAAAAUGAUUAUACAAUUAUAAUAUGAAGAAAAAGUGUUAGUAUCUAAAAUAAUGGAUAUUUUUAACUGAAGUUUGUCUGUAAACACGAAAUUUGAAGAAAAGAAAAAUAAAUGCAAUCAUUAUUCACUAA
This is a messenger RNA of Phlebotomus papatasi, 5938 nucleotides long. RefSeq names its product ell-associated factor Eaf-like. The record is from RefSeq and is a predicted model, not a curated record. The coding region runs from base 74 to 1243 and encodes 389 amino acids. The transcript is spliced from 3 exons. Lineage: Eukaryota; Metazoa; Arthropoda; Insecta; Diptera; Psychodidae.